Molecule: messenger RNA, 396 nt
Organism: Penicillium angulare
Lineage: Eukaryota; Fungi; Ascomycota; Eurotiomycetes; Eurotiales; Aspergillaceae
Exons: 2
Coding region: 1-396 (131 amino acids)
Source: RefSeq, a predicted model, not a curated record
AUGUCUGUCAAAAUCACGCACGACGACGAAUCUUCUUGCAGUGGAAUAACCUUAACUUCCCGCGAGUCACCCUUACAAGACACCUCGCUGUCAGAGCUUGACUCGGAGUAUGUUCCGUCCGAGACGAGCGAGGACCGACGAUUUGUUAUUGACGACACCGAUAAACUCUCAUAUUACUCCGAUGACGUUUUUGAAGUAGCAGAUCUUCUUGAUAACGAUACACGUAUGAUGGACUGUAUCAUUGAUGAUAGCCCUGAGUCUCUCGAGAGUGGCGAGAAAGUACCUAUUAAAACGGUUGCGAAGCGAACGGUGUAUCGAAACGGACAAGUGCAGACCCAGUAUUUGGUACUUUGGACAUCAUGGGAGGUGGCUGAAGAGUUGCGAGAGUGGAGUUGA